Molecule: messenger RNA, 2053 nt
Organism: Anopheles coluzzii
Lineage: Eukaryota; Metazoa; Arthropoda; Insecta; Diptera; Culicidae
Product: leucine-rich repeat-containing protein 4B-like
Exons: 4
Coding region: 722-2053 (443 amino acids)
Cellular component (GO): voltage-gated potassium channel complex
Molecular function (GO): potassium channel activator activity; voltage-gated potassium channel activity; transmembrane transporter binding
Source: RefSeq, a predicted model, not a curated record
GCCAGCCAUGCGACAGUCAGCUCGUAAACGUUAUCAUUGUCGGACGGAUUCGCGUCCUCGGUUUCCCGGGUACACCUACUCGAUGGCACGUUUUUGUUGUGGUCGCGAUACGGGUACAUGCGAAUGGUAUGAGCAUUUGUGUUAUUGAAAGUGUUUUGAGAGUAAAGAGCAGUGAAUUUGUUACAAACAAAUGUUUUUUUGUGCAGACAUUACUUUGAUGGAUAUAGAAAGUGAAGAUCUCAACUCGUGCUAUUUAUAGUCCGCGCAGAAUGUGAAGUGUUUUCGUUUCUUGCUCUAUACAUAUGUUAUUCAACGGUAUGCAGUUCACACCUCUGUUUGAAUAGUUUAUGCAAUUACAGCACCCAUCGGAUACAGUUGCAACAUCACCUCUGCAUUGGACAACCGCAUACUAGCGAGCGCAUCAUUCGUUCGCCCAUGUCAUCUCAUUAGAACCAUGCGAGUAUUUGCUAGACUUUUCAUAAAAAUUAAACACACGCAAAACAUUAUCCGACAUUUAUGUUGUUGUGAAGAACAGUUUCAUCAAUCAAUAUCAAUGGAUUACUGUAGUGCAAUUAUGCAGAGACAUAAAAUAUGACUCUUGCUGUAUCGUAGUAUUGAUCAUGUAGUGGAUUAGAAAAAAGAAGUCCAACUGAACCGAGACUAUCCCAUAGAACCAAACAACCAACCAGCAACGGCAAAAAUUCUAAAGGUGUCCAAGGAGAUGAAUUCAACCUGGCGUGUGAUAGUAUUUCUAAUAAUACUAUGGCGAAUUUGCUACAAUAACAAUCUCUUGGUCCACGGCUGUCCUCUGGAGUGUAUCUGUCUAUCACAAACACAGGUCAUGUGCAACACUGGCGCUCUGCGUGAGAUACCAUUGAAAACCAUCCCUGUCACGGUAGAGCAACUGUCACUCACCAAAAACUACUUCCCAAUCAUCAAAAGUGAUGCAUUUGGAGGAUUGAGAGCGUUACGAAAGCUGUCACUCGAUGGCAAUAACAUCACCACUAUUAAACCAUUUGCUUUCCGUGGUCUACCUCGGCUGCGAGAUCUCUCGAUUCAACAUACCCCUCUGGCAACAGUUGCAUCAUUUGCCUUUGCCGGGCUGCAGAACGUCUCGCAGAUACAGCUAUCGCACAACAAAAUCCUACGCAUCGAAGGGUACGCAUUUGCCGGGGCCGUCAACAUUCGACAGAUACAUCUCGCCGACAACCCAACCGUAACGAUCGAGACGAACGCAUUCUCCAGCCUUAGCAACGUCGAUCGACUCAUCCUACCGUCGGGUAUACGUGUGAUCGAGCCGGACGCUUUCUAUGGGCUCGAAACGGUUGGCUACCUGAAGCUUUCUUUUAUGGAUCUUGCCUCCCUGGAGCCGUACACAUUCCGGGGCCUGACGCACGUCAAACUGCUCUCCCUGCAAGAAUCUGAUCUAGGUAUCAUACGAGCUGGCGCCUUUGAGGGUCUUGUGCAAGUAGAGCUGCUCAACAUACUCAACAACAAAAUUGACGCUAUUCAGGAGCUCAACAUUACUGCGGCCAAUAGAAUUAGGGUGCUUCGGAUACAGGGUAACCAUCUGCUCGAAACUCCCGAAAGUGGCUCGAUCGUGCUUGAGGGCAUCGAUACACUGCAUGUAAAUAGUAACUACUUCCCAUGCGGAUGUCACAUCCACACGCUCCUAGAUAGUCCCCUCUCCAACGGUACUUACUUGUCACACAGUGGGGCUCCCGCCGGUGACUUCCUCUCCAAGAACUACUGCAUCUCCCCGCUCGAGGUGAACGGGAUGCCAAUGAGCUCAAUCGAUAUAUACUCAAUCGGGCGCUGUCUUGAACAGGUUACACGAGAAAAUCUCGAAGCAGCCAACUCAGUCAUAUCAACUAUGCUGCGGGGACAGUCUUGGAACAGGUGGCUGCAGUGGCAAAGUGAACAUAGUAAGCGAUCUCAAGAGAAGACACUCAUUUCGUCCGUGUCGUCGGCUGUGCGGUUUCUGGCGGCAUCGCCUAUCAUAGCAAUUAAGUUUUUAGUAUACUUAAAAAAUUUUAACAUAAAAAUCAGUUGA